AUGGGGACUCAAGCCCAAAUCGCCUUCUAUUCUUCGGUCGCUUUGAGAGCCGUGUCGUACAUCUUUCUUCGAUGGGCGGCUGUGCCUCUGAGCAUUUACACACUGUUUGUUGUGUAUGUGCCUUCAUUCAUUUCGGGCUAUUUUUCAGAGCCCAAGUAUGACGUCGUGGAAGACGAUGUCGAUGUCUCGGUGAAGGAGGCUUUGGUGCAAGACGAGAACGGAGACGGCCAAGAUGAACAAGUUGUCGCUGAAGAGAUCCGAAUUGAGGAGACCAUCGUCGUGAAGGAAAGGUCACGACCUUGGGUUACUCUUCUGGCCGGCUCACCCAGCCCGAGCAGCCCUAUUUUGUCAAUCUUGACGUUCCUCAUCAACGCCGCGCUGAUUGCCAUGACCACCGACUUCUUGUUUCGCGUUCGGCAGUACCACCCGGUCGAGGACCUCUCAUUCGUGCGCCUGGGCUAUGUUUCCCCCUCGGAAGCCAAGUUCGUCUUGCGCGAGCCUGAUCAAGCCAAGAUGCCGGUCACCAUUGAGAUUCACAUCAAGGACCCCCAGCCUCCUUUCGACAACCCCCUGUGGCAGAUUGGCGGCGGCUUGAGGUACACCGACAACACCACUGACUUCACAGCUACUCUGACCGUCCCCUUGAAGCAUUCGCAACAGAGAAUCUACGAGUGGAAGACUUCGAACAACCACAGCGGAGAGUUCGUCGCGCCGCCUAAGCCGGGUCAGAUGUCAGCUUUUGCCGACAACAAGUUCACUUUCCUCUCGACUUCGUGCAUCCUUCCUCGUUUCCCAUACAACCCUCUCGAGCAUCCUUUGGCUAUCCCAGGAAUGCGCCACCUCGCCAACAUCUUGCCAAAGCUGCAGGCGCAGUUCAUGCUGUUCCUCGGCGACUUCAUCUACAUCGACGUUCCCAAGCGACAGGGGAAGCAUGAGGAAGACUACCGUCAGAAAUACCGCCACGUUUACGCCUCCCCCGAUUGGGCUCCAGUUGGACAGAACCUCAGCUGGAUUCACGUCCUCGAUGACCAUGAAAUUGGGAACGAUUGGGACCUGAACACCACCGGUGUCUACCGGGCCGCCAUUGAGCCUUGGCACCACUACCAGGAGCUCGCCAACCCUCCUCCUGCUCGCGUUGCGGGCACUACCAACCUGCGCAGAGAGGGUGCAACCUAUUUUGACUUCGUGCAAGGCCCGGCUUCUUUCUUCUUGCUCGAUACUCGCUCUUACCGAUCCACCAACUCCUUGCCUUUCGAUCAUCCGGAAAAGACCAUGUUGGGCGCCCAGCAGCUGGAGGACUUCAUUGACUGGCUAAACCGUCCUGAGCCUAAGGGCGUCAAGUGGAAGAUUGUCGCCUCUUCGAUUCCUCUCACUAAAAAUUGGCCGGUCAACACUCGGGAUACCUGGGGUGGUUUCCUUGUCGAGAGACGCAAGGUGCUGGAGGCAAUGUGGGAUGCUGGAGCACGGGGUGUCGGUGUCGUGGUUGUGUCCGGUGACCGGCACGAAUUCGCAGCCACCAAGUUCCCUCCACCAGCUGGCGGAAGGUGGCCUGAAACGGCUGCCGCCUACGAGUUCUCCUGCAGUCCUCUCAAUCAAUUCGCUUCGCCAUUGCCGACUUACAGACAGUACGAUGAUGAGGACGUGGCCCUGAAGUACGUUCACUCUGGCAACUCCAAGUUCGGCUCUCUGACUAUCGAGAACUUGGCCGAGGGUGCACAGAGCAGUUUGAAAUACAGCUUGUUCGUCGAUGGCGAGGAGACUUGGAACACGAUGAUCUUGGCACCUCCUGUUGUCGGUGGCGACACGUCGUCUUCCUUUUGGAUUUACCGAGGUUUUGCAAUGGCAGACGACGCCGCGGGGGUGUCGACUCCUUACGGUGGAACUUACAAACGGCCCCUGAGGACGAGAACGCGUUCGGGAUGGUAUGAGUUGAUCCUUGGAAGAUGUUGGAUCAAGUGGCUGACUGCCGAAGAAGGCGAUGGGGCCCGUCCCAGAUGUCGAAAUUGCGAGUUCCGAGGAGACGGAUGCGCAUGGGGCGUCAAAGUCUCCUUUCACCCGUCGCGAGCGCUUACCCUUUCUGCUGAAGAUGAAGCCAGUCUGCUUGACGUUGAACAGCAGAGGCGGGCCGAUACCACAGAACAAGCAGAUGCGGACAAGCCACAUCAAUUCGUUGAUGACACGAACGACAUCGUAGAAUUCUUCGAGGGUGAUUACGUGACACCAUCGUCACCAAUCUCUGACGUCGACGACCCUAUUGCCAACCACGAACCCGAAUCGCAGUCUGAUACCGAGUCACACACAGUGCCUUUUGUAGAAUCUACAACUCCAGAUGAUGAGAACUUGGCUCAGGGCUCAUGGAAAGCGGCAGAAGAGGCCCCCGGCCUAAACGCGCGCACGCAACAACAGAUUCUGCCCCUCAUCACGGCAGACACUAGCAACCAAGCCCCAGCGUUGCACCCCGAACCGGUCGUAUCAUACACGGCACCCUUUUCUCUAGGCCAAGCAAUAUUCUCAGAUGCAGCACCACUGCCGGAUCUCGACUUACCCCUAUCCAAGACCGAGCAAGCUCACCUCAUGAUGGCUUACCUCCGUGAAACCGGCACGUGGUGUGAAACGACCGACUCCGAAAAGCACUUUACUGUCAAAAGCAUUCACUCCAUGAUGGAUUCCAGAGCAUUUGUGGCUGCUGCUCUGGCCCUUUCUUCACGCCAGGUCGACACACUGAGAGGCAGGCAGAGACAGACUGCCUUGGAGUUGUAUCAGUACACUAUCCGACUUUUGAUUUAUCAAGAUCCGUCGGAAGCCGACACCUCCAUCCUGGCGACAUGUACACUUCUGUGUGUAUACGAGAUGAUGGCUUCCAGUGUCUCAGAAUGGAGGCGCCACCUGAACGGAUGCGCCGGGCUACUGAAAAGCCGUAACUGGAAAGGAUGCAGUAAAGGAAUCAUCAAAUCAUGUUUUUGGGCUUUUGCCAGAAUCGACAUCUGGGCAGCCUUCAUCAUUGGGCAGACGACUCUCCUUUCUACCACCUGUUGGGUUGAGAACGAUUCUAUCCCGGCGGUAUCCGCAGCUGCCGCUGCGAGCGGCGACAUUGACGAUUAUUGCAACCUAGCCAUAUUGAUAUUCGCCAAGAUCAUCAACCUGAUUGCUCACAACCCACCUUCGCCCAGGAUUUCGGCGGCUCAUAGAGUUACCAUGACUGAAGAUCUGUGGAAAGAUUUGAGUAUUUGGUGGAAGUUUCGACCGAGAGAUGUAUGCCCGCUUUUGAGGGAAGAGCCUCGAGGGAGUGGGAACCCCUUUCCCACUAUAGUAUUUACUACGUCGGCCGCAAGUAAGUUUCGGUUCAUCAUUGAGGAUUUGAUGCUUGAAAAUGACAUUGAUGAGUAUGUGGAAACACAUUCUUCCAUGCGGGCUCUAUUCUCUUACUCGAGACUGGUCUUUUCGACAGAAAAGGAGUUGUCUGAUCCGAUAUGGCAUGCUAGGGAAUUGGGCGGGUUGUCAAUCUCAAAUGACUCCCACGCCAACUGGGUAAACCACUUGCAGCCCCUUUUCAUCGCGGGCCGGGCACUUGCCAACACCUCUCGCUGGGGAGGACGCCUGCUAGAAGCACAGCCAGCUGACACUUACGACGACUGUUUCGGAAAUGGCGAGGAAUACGCCCUGGAGAAACUGGCGUUGCUGAAGCAACUGGCCAGGAUCGAGAAGGAAACAGGCUGGAAGACAUCCGACAGAUCUGCAGAGUUGCGACGACUCUGGGGGUUCGCAUGA
This is a messenger RNA of Colletotrichum gloeosporioides, 3768 nucleotides long. RefSeq lists its product as uncharacterized. Bases 1 to 3768 code for a protein of 1255 amino acids. The transcript is spliced from 11 exons. NCBI's taxonomy places the organism in Eukaryota, Fungi, Ascomycota, Sordariomycetes, Glomerellales, Glomerellaceae. The record is from RefSeq and is a predicted model, not a curated record.